Molecule: messenger RNA, 10108 nt
Organism: Pipra filicauda (Wire-tailed manakin)
Lineage: Eukaryota; Metazoa; Chordata; Aves; Passeriformes; Pipridae
Gene: FUT9
Product: fucosyltransferase 9
Exons: 2
Coding region: 1104-2183 (359 amino acids)
Cellular component (GO): membrane
Molecular function (GO): alpha-(1->3)-fucosyltransferase activity
Source: RefSeq, a predicted model, not a curated record
CCAUACAUGGCCAAUUCCAGCACACCCACUGCAGGGCACGGCUAUGCCCUGCAGCCAAGGUGGUUGCACCUCUGGGAAAGUGUAUUUAAGAAAGGGACAGCCAGCGGGGAAUGAGGGGAAAAAAUGUGAGAAACAACCUUGUGAGCACCAAGGUCAGAGAAGAGGGAUAGGAGGAGGUGCUCCAGUCACUAGAGCAGAGAUUCCCCUAGAGCCCAUGGUGGCCUGGGGAGGACCCCAUGCUAGAGCAGGAGGAUGUAUAGUGAAGGAACAGCAUCCCAUAGGGAGUCCAGGUUUUUUUCCUGAAGGAACUGUAUCCCAUAAGAAGGACACAUUUUGGAACAGAGGAAAUGUGUGAGGAGGAAGAAGCAGCUGAGAGGAAUCAUUGCAGACUGAUCACAAACUCCCAUUCCCCAUUCCUGUGCACUGCUCAGGGGCAGGGAGGAAGUGGAGGAGAUGGGAACGAAGGAGGAAUUUGAGCCUGUGAAGUUGAGGGGCAGAUAUUAUUUUAAUUUUUGUCUUUGAUCUAUUUUAAAUGGCAAUAAAUUACAUUAUUUUGCCCCAAGAUGAUUCUGUUUAGCCUAUCACGGUAAGUGGUAAGUGAUCUCCCCAUUCUUACUUCAACCCAUAAGAAUUUCAUCUUAUUUUCUCCACCUAUUUUGUUGAGGAGAGGGAGUGAGAGAAUGGUUGGAUGGGUGUCUGACAGCCAGAAAAGGUUGACCCACCACAGUAACUAAAACCAGGAUUAAAACCAUCUACCUUCCCAAAACAAAGGGAGAUAUCGUGGAAAAUUCCCUUUUCCUCAAGAUACAGUGUUAGAGUAAAGCUAAGAAGACAUUCCCUCCUCUUUCAUUUUCCUCAACAAUGAAUGUGAAAACAUUUCCUUUGUAAUUGUAGUGCUGCACUCACAUAUUAAUUUUUACACUCACAAAAGCAGAAAAGUUAUGUGGUAUUAAUGGAUCUCUGAAUCACAUUCUACUAUGCCUUCAUUCUGAAUUUAACUACUUAUUUCACAGGUAGGAGGACAUGAGUAAUGAAACUGGUUUAAAAGGCCUGACAUUCACUUUCUGCUUUCUGUGACUACAUUCAGGAGCAAAGAACAAAUUAUGACAUCGACAUCUAAAGGAAUUUUCCGGCCAUUUUUUAUUAUCUUCAUUGUCCUUGGUUGUUUCAUGGCAUUUAUAUUAAUUUAUAUCAAACCAACAAAUAGCUGGAUUUCUGGUCCUAUAGAAUCAGCCAGUUCAGUUUUGAAAAUGAAGAACUUCUUUUCUUCCAAAACUGAUAAUCUUAAUGAAACUACUGUUUUGAUCUGGGUUUGGCCAUUUGGCCAGACAUUCGAUUUAACAUCCUGCCAAACAAUGUUCAAUAUCCCUGGGUGCCAUCUGACUAUUGACCGCUCGCUAUAUAACAGAUCCCAUGCUGUUCUCAUUCAUCACAGGGACAUUAGCUGGGAUCUGACUAAUUUACCUCAGCAAGCCAGGCCACCAUUCCAGAAGUGGAUUUGGAUGAACUUGGAGUCUCCAACUCAUACUCCACAGAAGAGUGGCAUUGAACACCUAUUUAACCUGACCCUGACUUAUCGGCGUGAUUCAGAUAUUCAGGUGCCUUAUGGCUUCAUGAUGGUUGGUACAAGUUCCUUCACAUUUGAAGUACCAAGUAAGGAAAACUUGGUCUGUUGGGUUGUAAGUAACUGGAACCCCGAGCACGCUCGAGUCAAGUAUUAUAAUGAGCUUAGCAAAUACAUUGAAAUCCAUACCUACGGACAAGCCUUUGGAGACUACGUCAAUGACAAAAACUUGAUUCCAACUAUCUCCACUUGCAAAUUCUACCUUUCCUUUGAAAAUUCAAUCCACAAAGAUUACAUUACUGAGAAACUUUACAAUGCUCUUCUGGCUGGAUCAGUACCAGUUGUACUGGGCCCUUCCAGAGAAAAUUAUGAGAAUUACAUUCCAGCAGACUCUUUCAUACACGUGGAAGAUUUUCUCUCCCCCAGAGAGCUGGCAGAAUAUCUUUUGAUGCUCGACAAAAAUAACAAGAUGUACCUUAGUUAUUUCAACUGGAAGAAGGAUUUUUCGGUGCAUCUUCCUAGGUUCUGGGAAUCACAUGCAUGUCUUGCUUGUGAUCAUGUGAAAAGACACCAGGAGUACAAGUCCAUUGGAAAUUUAGAAAAAUGGUUUUGGAAUUAAUUUGUGUGUGUGUGUGUGUGUGUGUGUGUGUGUGUGUGUGCACUUUUUUGAAGAAGCCAGAAGGAACUUCAGUCCAAGUGGAGAGGAAAGGAAAAGAGAAAAAAAAGGAAGGAAAAGAGAAUAUUUUGUCAUGGUUUAUCAGCUGUUCCCUCUUGGCUAUCCUAUUUAUAUUUUGUAAGAGAUUUUAAAAGAUCAGCAACAGUAGUCAUCAAUACUUAGUUUCAAAUCAUAAUAGACAUACUAAUUAUGUGCACUGAAGAAUAUUUGAUUGUUUAUUGUGAAUUUAAAACAAAAUUUCCCACAUUUUCUGUGAAAUAUGUCCCAGUCUUACACCCCAAGUAGUAAUUUUUAACAAUUGUUUUUUAUUUUUAACAUUACAUUUGCUGUUUAACUAUUUGGAAAAUGAGGAAACAAUUUUUAAAUACCGGAGAAAACUUUAGGAACAUAAUUUGCUGUUCCAGUCUAAAAUGUGUGUAAUAUAUCAAAAGACAGUAAAGUUUCAUAUGUUCAUUUUACAUUUUAAGAGCACAGUAAAGUACAAUACCUAGCAUUACUGAAGUGUCAUUAAUUGCCCCCCUUUUUAAGAGUAAUGAACUAUAGUUUUUUAAAGGUAUUAGAAUAGUAGACAGUUUUGGUUUCUAAAAAUAAGAUGUUUCCUAACAAAUAGUCCCAUUAAGUUGCUUGAAGAAUAUAUCUGUUCUUACCCCCGAAGAAACAAUAAGUCAGACACAGAGAAAAUGACCAAUCUUAGAGACCAAAGCCCAGAUUCAUCCAAUUUUUGUUUUCAAAUGCAGCAUGCCCUUAAGCCCCAUUGUGUCUCAAGUAUUAUUAAUAUGAACCAGGGCUCUAAGUGGUGUUACACCAAUACAGAGAUAAAUGGAUUUUAAUAAAGGUAUUUGAUUACAUCAGCCUCAUGAACUGAAUUCAGCUGGUAAUAAUGGAUUUUUGAAAUAGCUUGCUGAGAAAUUUUAGGAAUUUCUCUCAUAUAGUUUCUUGAAUAAUAGUGAAUUUUUCCCCAAUUCUGUAAAGACAUGUUGAACUUUAAUUGUAGCGGAAAAUGUGAUGUUAUGACUCAUGAAAGGGGGAUAAAAUGACUAAACAGUUAAUUUUCUGAAAGAAAUAUGUUCAAAUUCAGUAAAUAAGCUAUCAGGUUGACAUAUUCAACCUUUCAACUUACUAGGUUAAUGAAUUUUGGGGUCUGAGAAUAUUUUAUAUGAAAAAAUGCACUAUUCAGAGCAGCAGUUUGCUAUCAAUAUUUGAUAAUAUGAGUAGGUUCUUAAGUACUAAAUUUGCUCUAAUAGCAAAUACGAAAUUGUGAUUAUUGUCCUGAUUGUUUAAAAUGUCUGCUUUUAAUGUGUCACUUGAUUUUAAUCCUUCUUUAUUUCAGCUAAGACAUGAAUAUAUGAUUGCCAUAUAUAUUUAUACGUACAAGGUUGGUUUAAUGACAUAAAUGUAUGGAUAUGUUUUGGUAUCAAAUGAAAGCCAGUUAGCUUGGAUUUUCAGGUCAAAGUGCUACAGAUCACACCUUCUACUAGAAAAAAAGAAAAAAGUUCAACUGGAAAAGCUUCAGCUUAUGAGAUGUAUAAGAACCUGAUCAAGCACAGUAGUUAAUCAAAUACCUAAGAUUAAACUUGCAGACAGCAACAUUGCUGAAGUAAGAAAAUAAGGGAUACAAAAUUAUAAAUAUUUGGCAAAAGGUAAGGUGACUUGUCAGAUUUAUUUUUUCACUCCAGGUUGGAAUAAAAACACAGAAGGCUGUAAGAGUAAUGUAAUUAAAUUUCUAAAACUCAAAACCCCAUGGAAAAAUGAUAGAAUCACUUCUCUCCCUAUGGCUUCAAAAGCUGUAUUCUAAUCCAGAUAUUUACUUACACUAUUUAUUGCUUUCUUUAAAAGCUAGUUUUCAGUAGGAUGUCAAUCACCAGUAUUCCAGAAUGAAAAAAGAUGAGCUUACACUGAAAAUUAAUGCAAUACAACGAAACUGAAUCUUCUAAAAAUGAAGUGUUGACAUGGAUGUAAUGUGAGUAAUAUUUUAUCAUUUCAAAGGCAAGUGGCUAUAGCUCACAGUCUAUCCUAGACAAAAUCAUAGCGUUUUGUUUUGGGGAGGACUGAAAAAUUCUGUCACUGAACAUACCACUGGUUUGGCUCAAUAACCUGAUUCCCUCAGUGCUGGGAUUUGGAAGUUCUUUGCACUGAUCUCACUGGAAGGUGAAUGUGCACAAUCCUUAAUUUCAUUUUUCAUUUCAGAUCAUGGGAGUUAUGCUGUGUAAGUCCUUAGGUCAAAUCAGAUUGGUUUCUUGGCAGCAAGUUCAGCUGAUAAGUUCUUAUAAUAAUAACAAGCAAGUAAAAUAAGAUACAUGACUCGUUGCUACAAAUAUGGAUUAGUGUAUACACAGGAAAGUUUUGAAAUAUACACUGAGUUUUAACACUGUAAGUAAUGUCUUUACCUCUCUAAGCACAGGAUCCAGUCAGUAUGGUUAAUCUUCGGCUGAAUUUCAAGAAGUGUGAAAGUCUUUUGAUGGAACUGGAAAGAGAGUUGUUCUCUUCACAGAAACACCACACAAAGCUUGUAUACAUUGCAUUCAGGACACACUGCUAAAAUUGUUUCAAGGAUUAAUGAGACAGGAGAGACAUCUAAUCCAGAAUUAUGGAGAAGAAUCAUGACCAAAUUCUAAAAAAUAUAAAUGAUCCUAAUGCCUCACUGACAUCUUGAAGAGUGUGGGCUAAAACAUAAGUGAGACAGCUGUUUUAUGAAGAUUUUAAGGUGAUCUGCAGGUAUCAAGCCUUAAUCAGUUCUGGAUAUAAAGAACUUUGCUGACAGAAGACAAAACAUUAUCAGGCAUGUCCAGCCCAUGUGGUAAAUGAUGUGAAGCAAUGGAUGUAAAACAUCUGUACUCCAUGCAUGCAUGCAUAAAGGCUGUCUACCUAGACCUACAUGCUUAAUUCACUCAAGAUUGUUUCCAGUCCGUAUAUGACAUUCAGCAUUGUGAGGUCUGUUCUUCUGCAGUGAGCUACUCUACAGGAACAGCUAGCAUAAAUAGACUCAAAUAGCAAAUCCCUGUGAAGGAGAAUGAGCAAAAUCAACUAAUUAUGGCAGGCUAAAUUAUAUGGAAUUAGACACAUAGUAGAGAACAAGACAUUAUGCUUUGAUACUAUUGGCAAAAGAAGAUACUUGUACCAGAAAAGAGAACUAGAAGAUAAGAAAUCACACCAGUACUAUUUUCUCAACAAUUUUGUUUCAGUCAUUCAGUUUAUUUUACUUGCCAGCCCACAAUAAUCUUGCAUAUGCACUUGUCUCAAGUUAACUAGGCAGCCACUGAAGACAGAAAGUAAUCACUAAUUUUCUUUUGCAAUGGCUUAUUUUGGAUGGUUUUAGGGUCUCUGUUGUGCACUGAGUUAUCACUGCUACUGCCUUUCUCAGUGUGAAAAAUAAGACUUAAAUACUAACUGCAGAUGCAUUGCUACCCCACUAAAUGUGAAUAGAUAUCAGACAAAACUGGCAGCAGAUCCUUUUAAAGCAGACUUUUCAUGUCAUUUCAGACACUCAGUGACCAAAGCAACUCUUGCUCAGUAUGAGGUCCCCAUUUCUUAGUGAAUCCUGUUGACAAUUCCUUUGAAUGCCUCUUUCUAUAUGAGAUGGCUUUCCUCGCAAUGACCGAGGCUCACGGAAUGUGUGAGACAUCCAGCAAUAUAUUUGUCUUUUAAGGAACAGAUGAAGUAAAAGUUGGACUGAGAAAGUAGGAAUGUAGAGUUCAUACAGGCUGAGCAAGACGUGGGAAAUUGACACUACUGAGCAUAGUAAACAACUAUUUACUCUGUCUAGCUGCCCAUAUUUUUUUCACAAAAUAGGCUUUAAAAAACACUAAUUUUCUCCCAUCUCUAAUCAAGGAAGAUCCAGUUAAACAACCAAUGACUCUUCCUGAUUAUUGGAGAAUGGGACUCCUGUUGCCCUUGUAUUAUCUUUUUCAUUAGACAGAAAAUAACUUUCGGGUGCAGAGUGAAGUCUGUCAGUAAAUUAAUCAUACUUCUUAUCUAGAUUCAGGAGUCUCUAUUCUUCUUUCCUUUUUUGAUUUUGAAGUCCUCAUGCAGCAAUACUGUCUGGACUUUAAUCAAGAAAGACCUUAAGCACAUGCAGAUGACCAUGAGACUUAAAAAUUUUAAGAACAUCUUAAAUGCUUUAAUGCAUUGAGGCUUUUAUUGCCUUUAGGAAUUGUUCAAAAGAGUGCAAUCUAUAGUCAACAGAGAGCAAUUUGUGUGACUUCUUCUGCAUCAUGUGCAUCCAUCCAGUGAGUAGACUGACUAUUCCACACUGAAUACUGUUUGGUUUGAUUCUGGCUUAGUGUCUAUACAAUAAACCUUGGCCCUACUCUUCUGCUUCAGCAAUACUAUAUGUGCCACCACCGCCUCAUGCCACCCCCUCAGCACAGCACUCCGGCCCUACAGCCUGCCCGUGCUAUGCAAGGUGACUGAACUUCCAUGGGACAUAAGGUGAGAGUAGCUGAGGCUUGCUGAGAUAGUAUUUUGAGGACUGUCCCAGGAAGAAAGCAUAAAACCUGGUCAUGUGUGGACCCUUUUAACCUGGAUUGUGUCAAUCAUAACGAUAUCUGAUUUUCCUUUUGGAGGAAAGUAUUUGGUUCAGUCUAGGUGAGACUGAAUAAUCAUUGUGUGUGCAAAGGGGGAAAAAGGGGUGCCUUUGACCUAUUUAAAACUAAUGAAAACUGAAAGUUAAUCAGAUUUUGACCAAUUCCUUGGUCAAAAUUAGUACUUUGUUGAGAAGAGAGUCUAGGGGAAGUUGUAUGUCUGCCAGCUGGUGGACUUUUUCAUUAAUUUUGCUGACAGUUCUGUUUUUGCUUUUUGUUUGUUUUUAACGGAAGUGAUUUUUAAAUGUUAGAAAUCAAUCAAUAUGAUUUAUACAAUAUGAUUUAUAGCUAUUUCAGCUUUAUCUUUUACUCCUUGCUUGGACAAAUCUUCCACCAGAGUUAGCAGAUGAUUUGGGAGAUUCCUGUGCUAGUAACAAAGGACUGCGCCAAGGGUGGAAGGGCUUGGGUAAAAAAACCCAUCUUAUUCAUGGAUAUUUCCCUUCUAAUAUUUGAAUAACUAGCCAAUUCUACCUUCAGACAACUGGUGUAAAAUGCAGACUGCUUAGAUAUGUUCAUAAAAGGAACAGAAAUUCCAAUAAAUUGAUUAAACAAACCAUGCAUUAUUAAUUUUAAUUCAUGGUACAAUGGCCACAGAAUUAUACAGAUGAUAAAACCAUAGAGUUAUGAGAAAUAACUAGGCCUACAGACAUCACCCUGCAGUUUUCAUACUGGAAUAAGUCAGUUAAUUACUCUAUUGCAAACCUAAUGAAUUGGUAAUCUUCUAUGUCACCACAGUCUCUACACAAUUAACCAAAACCAAUGGUCUUUGUGCAGUGAAUAGUUCAGAGAUUCACUCAUGUGGGGGUUUAGACAUCCAGUCGUGAGCCUUUCACCUUCAGGUUAACAGCCCGAAUUAUGGUACAAACCACUCUUUGGCAACCUCUAGUAGAUAAUUCAGUGGUCUCAGGUUUUUCAUUCCUGCUUUCAGCCAAGGAGGCAAAGAACUGACCUGGGACUCACCUGACAACUUCUGUGUACCAGUCUGUACAAAUGAAGUAUUGAUACAUGAGGGAACUCUUCAUUAACAAUCCUAAGCAAAUUAUUAGUAGGAAAAUAAUUUAAUCCUUGCAAAUUGGCAGCAAAAGCAAUUGUUUUUUAUUCUUUAUUAUUAUUAUUAUUCUUUAUUAUUAUUCUUUAUUAUUAUCAUUUAGUCUGUUUGGAUCCAGAUACAGAGACAUACUUGAUAGCAAAAUUUGAAAGGUAUAUGGUAAACCAACUCUUAUAUAUAUAUAUUUAUAUAUAUAUAUAUAAAUUUGGGAUAAAUUUCCUUUAGAACCUUGAAACUGUAAAUAAACAUUUUAGCAGUCACAAGGUGAAAAAUGUUCCCAUCAAUCCUUCUCUUUAUAAUACGAUAAGAAAAGCCAGUCUGAUAUAUGUGGUUUCACAAAUAAAUUAACUGCAAAAUCUACAUUUUCUUUGACACUUUGUAAUGCACAUAUUAUAAGAGCUGAGAUUAAAAAGUUUGGAAAGUUAACUCCCUUGGUGCAAUUUAAUGUUUUAAAGAUUCAGUGGAUAUACUGAAGAGAAGCAAGUAAGAAGCUUUUCAAUCUAUACAAAAUCCUAAUGUGCCAAACUCUUUCCAGUGAAUGAAAAAAACAGUUAAAUAUACUGACUUUGUAUUAGGAUUUGCAAAAUCUCUAUUAACGCACUGUAAUUUUGCACUAUUUUGUAAGAAAAGGAAAAAAAAAGGAAAAAGAAAAAAGAAACUGAAAAAGAAACAGAAAAAAAGUCUAAAAAUAGAUGCCAAAUGGAUAGUUUGUAAAAUACUAUUUUUCUGAUAUAAGGUGUCAUCACAUUGUGAAUCUCACUGUGUUAUUGUAAACUGUGAAAAAUUUGAUGUUCCGUUGUGACACAGCCUACCAAGGGCCAUUUCUAACACAGAUUAGUCACCUGAACUUGUUUAUAUGAAGCAUAUUCAUAAAUCUGAGAUCACUUUUAUACUUAUUUUUUGUAGACUAUUUUUCCACAUUUGCAACACAACUGUUAUUUUAUAUCAAACAUUGAUUUUGCUUUAAUAUAUUAUUUGAAUAGGUGGGUGGGUGUCUUAAAUGUGCCAGAUAUUCAAAACUGUAACAGAUAAUUCAGAAACUAUUCUUUGCCAAACUGUAGUGCUACUAAAAUCAAUGAUGUUUUGUUGAAAAACAGGCACACUGUCAAUAACGAUAGUUUCUACCCCAUGAUAAUGAUGAAAAUGUUACAUUUCUUAGGAUAAAUUCCUGGUAGUUAUGAGCUGCAUUUCCCUGCUGUCUUUGUGUAUGUUGGGAAAACAAAACUGUGUGCCAUAGCUGAACAUCACAGAUAUUCAGCCACUCACAUAGUGUGCCAUGGAUUUGACUUCUGAAACACAUUGAUGAGAAUUAAGAGAAAUAACCAAGCUGCUUGUCCUGAUUGAAACUCCCUUUCUGUGGUGAAUCACAUGAAAAUGGGAUGGUUGUCAACGUGAGACUCGUAUGAUCUCAGUAGAGAUAGUAAGUUUUGUACAUAGAAACAUGGGGACUUCAAUUAUUCUCUUAGUGCAAGAUCAGGACCAAAGUCCCUUUCUUGUACGUUUGAACUUACAUAACAUUCAGUGGGAUCUGAUAUGAACCUUUUCUUCAUGUUCUCAGCUAAUGAUAUUCCGUAUACUGACAACUUCAUCUUUUAUAUGUUUUAUGUAGUACUUAUAAUGCAUAAAUUCAUGUGCAAGAAAUAGCAACCAUGGAAAAUUUAAUUUUAAUAAAAAUAAUGAAAACCAUUCUUAACUGUAGGCACAUUUUAAGAUGCCAUGUUAGAAGGAGAUCUUGAAAAAAAAUGUAUUUUUUAUUUAUUAGUGACUGUAUAUUUUGCCCAUGAUCUAGACAUUUUAUAACAGGCAGUCUACCAAAAAAUGGUUAUUUGUUCCCUUUGAACACUACCAUCACCCUGAGAUGCAUCUGAAAAACGUAGAUGUCAGCCACUGAUGUUUUUUGGUAUUUUUUUAAUUUGAUGUUGUUGUCGAACUGUCUUCUGAUUAUCUAUAGCUAUAUUCAGAGUUUUCAACAUAAUUUAACUCACUUCGAAGAUACCUACUGAAUGGAACUUCAGGUAACUGUAACUAUUUCAAGAACUUUCACCAUUUAUGUGAAAUUAAUAUUUCAGAACACUGAUUCCAAGAUGGUUAACAAGCAGCUCAUUGACUCUUACUUAUUGAGCACUGGAAUUCUCCCCAAAGGAUAAACACUGAAUCAUGUAAAUAAUAGUGCUCUAUAUAAGCCUAACAAAUUACUGUAAUAAGUAUAUUUAAAAUAAAAAGAGAACAUUCCAAGUGUA